Messenger RNA from Scomber scombrus (Atlantic mackerel), 2847 nucleotides. RefSeq names its product nephronectin. The coding region runs from base 289 to 2409 and encodes 706 amino acids. Gene Ontology annotation, molecular function: calcium ion binding. The transcript is spliced from 13 exons. NCBI's taxonomy places the organism in Eukaryota, Metazoa, Chordata, Actinopteri, Scombriformes, Scombridae. The record is from RefSeq and is a predicted model, not a curated record. Gene Ontology annotation, cellular component: membrane.
CCGAAACUUACCGGCGCGUCUUUUCUCACUUCAUCUAUAUUCUAGUUCAGAAUAUUCUAACUCAUUUUUUUCCACCUUAAAAACUAAUUUAAUGUGAUAACUGCGUGUUUUUUAACGUAUUUUCACCGUCUAACCUUCAUUUACUGGAUUAUUUAAUGGCAUAUUUCUGCUCGUGCGCUGCCGCCGUGCUGUGAUGUUGUUCCAGACCGUUUCCAGAGGUGGAUAUUAGUUUUGUUUUAUUGUCCCGGGUAGGACCGGACCGACUCUGUUGGUGUCCCGGGUUAAAGGAUGCUGCUGAUCCGGGUCAGCCUUGCUUUGCUGUCCUGGUUCUGUUCGGGGAGCCGGGGCCAGGACUACGACAGCUGGGCGAACCAGGCGGUGUUAUCCAAUGGUCUCUGUCGCUAUGGCAACAGCGUGGAGUGUUGUUGGGGCUGGAGACCGAUGGACUGGGGACGCUGUCAACCUUACUGUCAGCAGGGCUGUAAACACGGAGAGUGUGUCGGACCGGACCGAUGCAAAUGUCACCCAGGAUACACCGGCAAGGCCUGUAACCAAGACCUGAACGAGUGUGGUCUGAAGCCUCGGCCCUGUAAGCAUCGCUGCAUGAACACGCCGGGCAGCUACAAGUGUUACUGUAUGGACGGAUACAUGCUGCAACCGGAUGGUAGCUGCAGGAAUGCUCGAACAUGUUACCAUGCCAACUGUCAGUACGGCUGUGAGGUCAUCAAAGGGGCGGUCCGGUGCACCUGUCCGUCGCCGGGGUUACGGCUGGGACCCGACAGACGCACCUGUGUGGACAUCGAUGAGUGUGUGUCGGGCGGCGGCGUGUGUCCUCGUCGCAGGAAGUGCAUGAACACGUUCGGCAGCUUCUUGUGUAAAUGUCACCUCGGCUUCAAACUCACGUACAUCAACGGACGCUACAGCUGCAUCGAUAAAGACUCUCGGCCGUUCUGCUCUUUGAAUCCGUCUUCUCCGAAGUGCCGCUGUAAAGACGGCAGCUGUAAAGCGAUACCCAAAGUCCCUCUGGAGCCGCCGAGACCGAGAACUACAAGAACUACAACUCCCAUCACCACCACUACAACUACGACUACUACGGCUCAGCCAACCACUACGGUCCCCACAACGACCAUCACCAUAGCAACAACUUCUCUGGCUGCUGCAACCACCACUUCAAUACCUACUACUACUAAACCUGAUACUACUACACCUGUUACUACUACUACACCUAUUACUACUAUACCUGUUACUACUACACCUGUUACUACAACACCUGUAACUACUACACCUGUUACUACAACACCUGUAACUACUACACCUAUUACUACUACACCUGUUACUACUACUAUACCUGUUACUACUACACCUGAUACUACUACACCUGUUACUACUACACCUGUUACUACUACUACACCUACUACUACUACACCUGUUACUACUACACCUGUUACUACUACUACACCUGUUACUACUACACUUAUUACUACUACUACACCUGUUAUUACUACACCUGUUAGUACUACUACACCUGUAUCUACAACUACACUUCUUACUACAUCAGAAACCACUCCUCUUAUUAUUACUACUACUACUAGUACUACAACAACACCUGUUACUACUCCAUCCAGUACUGUUCCAAGUACUGCACCACCUGUACCUACCACCACUGUGAGUACAUUUGCUCCGGUGCCUACUACAACCGAACUGGAUACUACUACAACUACUACGGCAAUGACGACAACACCAACGAUCGCUACCACGGUCGCCCCGACCACCACCACCACCACCACCACCGUGUCCAUGGCAACAACCACAGUGAACAACAAGAUCAACAAGGACGUAACGCAGAAACAGAGAGGAGACGUGCACAUCCCUCGUAACCCGGGUCAGAACCAGGUCUGGGAGUUUGACAUCGAGUUGGGAAACACGGCAGACGAGGCCAAAGACGAUCCUGAUGUCGGAGUACUUCACUGUUCCUUCGAUCACGGAAUUUGUGAUUGGAUGUCUGACAGAGACGGUGACCUGCAGUGGGAAACUGUUCACACCUCUGAAGGUGGACGUUACCUGUCCGUCCCAGAGCUGAAGGCGGGACAAAGGAGCAUCCGUGGCGCUCGAUUGGCCGUCCAAAUAGUCCCGCCCUGGAACCACGGCGACCUGUGUUUCUCCUUCUCUCAUUGGUUGACGGGGCAUCACGUGGGCGUGCUGCAGCUGUUUAUCCAAAAAAAAGGACGAAACCAAAGGUAUAGCCCCGCCCUCUGGAGCAGGACAGGUGGACACGGCUGGAGACAGACGCAGGUUACCUUGACGACGCACGCUCUGGACAAGGUGUUGUUGAAGGCCGAGCGGCGGAAAGGACGACGAGGACAAAUCGCCGUCGAUGAUGUCAGACUGAGACGGGGGGCGUGUCGAUGACAUCACAGAGCGUCCUCACACAGACGGACAAUUUAAGACUUUUCAAAUCUGACGAAUCGCGGAUAAUUUAAAGGAAGAUGCUGCUGUUUUUUUAUAUAUAAAAAUAAAUCCUGUAAACUGUUUGACGUUUUCAGCAGUUUUUAGAUGAAUUUUCUCGUUGCUUCGUUAUUUAAACUCUUUCUGAGAAGGAGGAAAAAAACAAAAAGACUAAAAGUACAAACUCAGCAGAGCGACAGAGGAACUCCUGUGACCUUUGACCCUUCAGCGUUCAGAUGGAAAUGAAGUCAAACAUUCACUGAAACUGAACUUUGCUUUUAUUUUUGUAAGUGAAAUAUUCUCAGAGGGUUUUUAUUGUUUAACAAAGUUCUUUCUUCAGUCUCUGACUCAGUAAACAUGUUGUUUACUUUCCAUAUUCUGAGAUAAAUAACUGUUAUUAUA